AUGUUGAUGAUGAAGAUCUCCGCUCUCCUCGCCGUCUCUGUCCUCACCAUCGCCAACCUGUACAGCUCACACGCAGCAUCACUCAGACCCGUGUUAGAUUCUCCAGCAGACGGUGUGAUGAUGUUGAGUGAUUAUGAAGCGAGGAGAUUAUUAAACGCCAUGAUUAAAGAAUUUAUUCAGAUAACAGCAGAGAAAACAGAGCCCAGGUCCGACGCCAACAGCGAGGGCCGAGCGCUGGCCAAGCGAUGCUCCAGCCUCAGCACCUGCGUCCUGGGCAAACUCUCGCAGGAGCUGCACAAAUUACAGACGUUCCCGCGGACUGACGUGGGCGCGGGCACGCCUGGCAAGAAACGCAGCAGCACCUACGAGGAAACGCUCGAUAUGGCCUAA
Molecule: messenger RNA, 390 nt
Organism: Trichomycterus rosablanca
Lineage: Eukaryota; Metazoa; Chordata; Actinopteri; Siluriformes; Trichomycteridae
Product: calcitonin-like
Exons: 3
Coding region: 1-390 (129 amino acids)
Cellular component (GO): extracellular region
Molecular function (GO): calcitonin receptor binding; hormone activity
Source: RefSeq, a predicted model, not a curated record